Molecule: messenger RNA, 561 nt
Organism: Terrapene triunguis (Three-toed box turtle)
Lineage: Eukaryota; Metazoa; Chordata; Testudines; Emydidae
Product: antigen-presenting glycoprotein CD1d-like
Exons: 2
Biological process (GO): negative regulation of coagulation
Molecular function (GO): signaling receptor activity
Source: RefSeq, a predicted model, not a curated record
CCUCCCCUCCUGUCCCCCCAGAAUCUCUCACCCUCCGGCUGCUCCAAACCAUCAUCUUCCACAAUGCCAGCUCCACGGACAUGCAGGGGAUGGCCCUGCUGGGUGACCUGGAGACCCACUCCCUGGACUGCAGCACCUGCAAGGUCCGCUUCCUGCAGCCCUGGGCCCAGCAGGGCCUGACCCCGAAGCAGUGGCAGGACCUGGAGAAGUUGAUCUAUAACAAUCUGUCCAACUUCAUCCGUAUGGUGAACAUUCUGGUUCAGGAAGAAGGAGAGGGCUACCCCUUUGUUACCCAGUUCACCGAGGGCUGCGAGCUCCUCCCCAAUGGCACCUCGAGGCGAUUCUGUGAUGCUGGGAUGAACGGCGAGGACUUUGUCAGCUUUGAGACGGACAGCGGCAAAUGGGUCGCUCGCCGGGGGGAUAAACUGACUCUCAAAGCCCAGGAGAUUCUUAACUACAACCAGGUUGUGGCCAUCACGCUUCAGUUUCUCCUGAGAAUGACGUGUGUCAAUCAGAUCAAGAGCUUUGUCCAGCAUGGGAAAGAGUCUCUGGAGAGGCAAG